Messenger RNA from Exophiala xenobiotica, 1704 nucleotides. RefSeq lists its product as uncharacterized. Lineage: Eukaryota; Fungi; Ascomycota; Eurotiomycetes; Chaetothyriales; Herpotrichiellaceae. Bases 48 to 716 code for a protein of 222 amino acids. The record is from RefSeq and is a predicted model, not a curated record. The transcript has 2 exons.
AUUUGUAACACGGUCUCGAUGUUCUGCGCAGCAUACUUGAGGCUGCAAUGGCGCCUAUCAGGCGCUACUUGCGCAUAAGUAAACAUUCAGUCCUUGAGUGCCGCAUCUUCCUUGAGAACCCUGCCGACGAAUCGCGAUGGCUCCUCAAAGAAAGUGACCCUGCGCUUCCGCGCGUGUUCGAAGCCGUAAAACCAUAUGUCCUGCCAAAGUUGAGGGAAGAGAACGAAAGAGCACGUGGAAAAGGGAAGAAGAAGAAAAGUGUCAAAGAUGUGGUGAAGCAAGACGACUUUGAGGUCUCUAUAUUUCUCACAGAUAUCAGAACUCGACACUCUCUUCUGGUCAAAAACAAGACGUUCAAGCCGAAGCCACCGAUCCAGACCAACAGCGGCAGGAAGCUGACGGGCACCGAUGGGGAUGCGCUUCUGAUUCAGGACGAAAGCGAUGGAGAAGAUGUCAAUCUUGCACGGAUACCGCAGGCAGAUGAUCUAGACGAAGGUUUAGAUGCUGAUUUGAACACUACAGACGACGAUGACAAGAAGAAGCUCGGUUAUGAAACCGUAUACGAAGGUUUCAGUAUCUGGGGCAAGGUGCUCUGUCUCUUCAUUGAGCGCAAAGGUGGUCCGGCAAAGAAAUCAUCGGGAGUCGAAGGUAAUGCCCAGGCCCUUAUGCAAGACUGGAUCGCAUCGACGCAAGAGCAGAGAGACGAUGACUCCUGAAGAUCAAAUCUUUCGAUCCAACGACACCGCAAGUCAGGAACGUGCUGUCGCAGCUGCAGGCCUUGAGACUAAUAAGGACCUGAACGAAAUGGAUUCCCGCAUCUGACUAUUGCAAGCUCGUAGUUGGAGCUCGUUUCAGAUGAGAAUCUGCUCGCCUCACGCAUGUCACGUCUGGUUAUUUUGAGCCUUUUCAUGAGACGCAAGUCGAGACACACUGGCAACGAAAAUGUCAGCCUAUCAGCAAUGGUCCAUCGGGGACAUCGCAGCAUGCCAAGGUCCCGCAGCAUAUUCGAUGUGAGGAAUUCAGUGCAUGGAUCAAGCUCACGGAUUAAGCCGCAUGCGAUAGAAACACGAUGUGACACAUCUCAGAUUGCUGGGGUUUGGGAUUAUUAUUCCCUCACAGUGCAUCGUGGCGCGUUGUCACGCAAUUUCCACGUGGUGGCUGGCGGAGAUCCUUGUCCCUCCUGAAGCCCUGCAUGAUGCAUCAACCUCAUACGGCCAGACCCGUUCCACCUCGCCCCGAGUCGCAAGUGCAGACACUCUGGGCUUGAAGCAAGAGAUUGGAUCACGGAUACGAGACAGGAGAAUUGCGAGGAGAAUAUCAAGCCGAUCGUGGCAUCGGGUGCCUUGUACGAGUAUCACUGAGUUCUUCUUCUCACGCCCACCAGUUGUAUGAGUCGUGGGAAUGUUCGAGCGUUCAGGGCAAGAUUUGGUAACUUAGUAUGAACCAAGGUUCGGUCGCAUUUGCUACAAAUGGCAAAGAACUGCUGCAGAAUAGUGAUGUUCACUGAUCUUUACUGUUGCUGGCACAGGUUAUCACCUUGAUUGGCGAGGGCCACAGUUUCUUGCCCAUACCACCAGCCUGAGCGUUGCGUCUUGCUACUGUUGUGUAUCCAGAGCGUGGGGACUUGUCUCUAGCAAUUCAGGUUCCUGCCCAAGAGAAGCCACUGCAGCCGCUGUUGUAGCUUUCGGGGAUGCCUUAGGCUGG